Xyrauchen texanus (razorback sucker) is the source of this 3281-nucleotide messenger RNA. RefSeq names its product SH3-domain GRB2-like endophilin B2a (gene sh3glb2a). Gene Ontology annotation, cellular component: cytoplasm; membrane. Gene Ontology annotation, biological process: membrane organization. The coding region runs from base 48 to 1169 and encodes 373 amino acids. Lineage: Eukaryota; Metazoa; Chordata; Actinopteri; Cypriniformes; Catostomidae. Gene Ontology annotation, molecular function: protein binding. The record is from RefSeq and is a predicted model, not a curated record. The transcript is spliced from 12 exons.
UCGCCCAAUAUGAACAACUCUCACUGGCCUCUUUCACCUCUCACAACAUGGAUUUCAACGUGAGGAAACUCGCUUCAGAUGCUGGAAUAUUCUUUUCUCGGGCUGUUCAGUUUACAGAGGAGAAACUGGGCCAGGCAGAAAAGACAGAGUUGGAUGCUCACUUUGAGAAUCUGCAGUCGAGAGCUGACUGCACCAAAAACUGGACCGAGAAAAUCUACAGACAGACUGAAGUUCUGCUUCAGCCAAACCCUGGUGCACGCAUCGAAGAGUUCCUGUAUGAAAAGCUUGACCGGAAAGUUCCACCUCGGGCCACUAAUGGAGAGAUAUUAGGGCAGUAUAUGCUGGAGGCAGCGAAGGAGUUUGGAGCGGAAACUCCGUAUGGGAGCACCUUAAUCCAAGUGGGCGACUGCCAGAGGAGGCUGGGCGGUGCUGAGAGAGAGUUUCUGCAGAGCUCAUCCAUCAGUUUCCUCACACCCCUGCGCAACUUCCUGGAGGGCGACUGGAGGACCAUCUCGAAAGAGCGGAGACUCUUAGAGAAUCGUCGGUUGGAUCUGGAUGCUUGUAAAGCCCGACUGAAGAAAGCCAAAGCAGCGGAGGCUAAAGCAGCUGCUGUGCCAGACUUCCAAGAGACCAGACCGCGUAAUUAUGUGCUUUCUGCCAGCGCGUCUGCGCUGUGGAAUGAGGAGCUUGAUAAAGCAGAGCAUGAAUUGCGUGUUGCGCAAUCAGAGUUUGACAGACAGGCAGAGGUCACGCGACUGCUCCUCGAAGGCAUCAGCAGCACACACGUGAAUCAUCUGCGCUGUCUGUGUGAGUUUGUGGAAGCGCAGGCGGUGUAUUAUAAACAGUGUCAUCAGUACAUGCAGGAGCUGCAGAGAGAGAUGGGCAGUUCCAGCGGAGAUGUCCCAUCUGCUGUCCCGCCGCUAAAUUCGCAGACUCCACUGGAAACAGACGCUCUGCAGAUCGAGGAGGUGCAGCCACCCGCAAGCGGCACGCGCAACGCCAAAGUUCUGUACGACUACGACGCCGCAGAUUCCAGCGAGCUCUCGCUGCGGGCUGACGAGCUGAUUACGGUGUACACAGUGCCUGGAAUGGACUCUGAUUGGCUGAUUGGAGAAAAAGGAAACCAGAAGGGAAAAGUGCCUGUUACAUAUCUGGAGCUGUUGAGCUAGAGAGGACACACACACACACACACACACACACACACACACACACACACACACACACACACACACACACACACACACACACACACACACACACACACACACACACAGUGAUGUCUGUCUGCUUAAAAAGGUACGUUUAUUGAAAAUCAAACUACUAAUUGUGUGUUCAAAUGCAUGCCAGGAUAUAAUAGUGGUCUGGGCUUAAUAUUUUCUCCUCAGUUUUAUUUUUUUAUAUUACAAUGUUGUCAUAAUGUCUCUACAAGGCUGACAUGAAUUGAUUUUGCCUAAAGCUCAUCGAUAUGGGCAGACGUUGAGUGGAAAUCAGACCGUAUUGAUCUCAUUAAUACCAAGGUAUUAUCCAUUCAGGUUUAGAGAACAUUCACAGAAUGUUUUAAUUUUCUUUUAGCGAUCAUAUUAAAAUUGAUACUAUUAACAACACGGUUGCGUUUCAGACUCGUGUUAAAUCACACAAAUAUUCUCUGGGACACAAAAGCCAUCCCUCAUAAUUAAUAAUUCAUUCACAAAUGCUAGAAACAUCCACUCAUGAUGGAAAGAUGGAAAUGUUUGACUGGUUUUGCACUAGAAGCUUCUAAGCCUUCCAUUUAGAGAAUACAGACCUUUAGUCGGGUUCUCCUGAAAUUAGAAGCUUAAUAUUAAACGUUCAAAGGUUUGUGCUGUUUAACCGCUUCCAUAUUUGCACCGUCACCAACACUCGUAAAGCCUAAAUGCCCCACUGCCUUAACAACAUCUGAUAGAACUCAUAAAUCACUGCAAAUGUGGUUGUUUCCCUUUCACAGCCUUUUACAAAAUAACGUCCCUUGAGGUCAAAUAUUUCUAAUGUCACAGAAUGAUGGAAACCGGAAUAUGAGUGUCAUUCCAGCCUUAAAUGCAUCAUGGAUGAAACUUUGUUUUUUCCUGUAUGAAGAACCCGUGCACCAAUCCCUGCUCUUUCCUCUCGGAGCUUUAAAAGCCAUUAAAAGAAGCAAAGUUGAUCCAUUCUGUAAGUGGAGAAACCUCAAAACAACUGGUCAAAUAAUUGUUCUGUAUGUGUUGUUACGACUAUUGUUUUGAUGUUAUUGCCUCAUUCCAUUGUUCUUUUAAACUAGUUUUUUCAUGCACGUUUGCUCUCGGUCCAAAAAACUAUACUUGACUGGACUAUUUAAAUGCUCUGUUUUAUUGUAUGAGAUAGCAGUAAUAUUUAUUUAUCAUUGAAAAUGUGUUUCCUCUGUUUUGAGAGUUUAUAUGCUGUCUGCGCCGUCACUGGUGCAUAGCUCAACCCUUUGUUGCUUCUGUUUUUUAGCUUGUAAAAUCACUUUAUUUAAGAUUUUUGAGUGCCAAAGUGCAGCUAAAGAUUUAGAUGUUGUGUUCAUUGUGCAUUAUUUAAUGUAUUUUAUUUCUCUGUUUUUAUUCUUGUAUUUUAAAUGAUUAUGGGUUAUGUAUAAGGGCCAAAAAUGGACCUCAUGAAAAUACAACAUUUUGAAAGUAAUGCAUUAUCCAUGUUCUGAAUGUAAUACUUGCAUACUACUUACUGAAUACUGCGCUUUAUACACUACUGCCUACUAUUUCUAGUAUGUGAAACAGUAGGCAUUACGCAACAAUUUGCAAAGAGAAGGCUACAUUUGCGCAAUUCAAUUUGAUGUAAUUUUGUUAUGAAAUUGAAAUGUGUAAAUUAAAAAAAAAUGGCUGAAUCAUUUUUUUUGAGUGUUGUUGUCAUAUGACAUCCAGUUAUCAUGUUGGGAAUAAAUAGGGAUAUUUGAUAAUUUUGUGUAAUUAUGUCUUCACAUUUUGCGAUCCUGAUAAAGUUUGCUGUAAUAAUUACAUCUGGUUUAUUCGUCACAGGUCGGCCACUCUGCAUUGUCAUAUACAUGCCAUUUAUGUAUACUUCAUAAAUAGUACGAGUAGUAGUGUAGUAUUUUAUUCUGAACAUAGCUCUUGUUUUUGAGAGUCAACUUCUCGUCUGCCGUGUCAAUAUCUGUUGGACAAUUGUGUAUGUUUUCCUGCUGUCUGUUACUCUUCAGUGUAUUUAUUGGCGGCUCUCCAAGCCAUGCGGAGAGAUUCAAGCUUAGUAGAAUAUAAUAAAAGUCCUCUUUUUUUGACAUGUAACUCUCAAGGUCU